Lonchura striata (white-rumped munia) is the source of this 786-nucleotide messenger RNA. Lineage: Eukaryota; Metazoa; Chordata; Aves; Passeriformes; Estrildidae. The record is from RefSeq and is a predicted model, not a curated record.
GGCCCCCCGGCGUGCAAGUGGUGCACCAACUGUCCCGAGGGCGCGUGCGUGGGCGCGGGCGCCAGCUGCCGCCGCGAGAACGAUUGCCGCAUCAACCAGCGCGAGAUCUUCGCGCCCCACAACUGCUCCGAGGCCGCCUGCGGCGCCCCCGACUGCCCCCGCUGCGCCCGCGCCGGCAGGUGCAUGUGGACUCGGCAGUUCAAGAGGACAGGCGAGACGCGGCGCAUCCUGAGCGUGCAGCCGGCCUACGACUGGACGUGCUUCAGCCACUCGCUGCUGAACGUGUCGCCGAUGCCGGUGGAGUCGGCGCCGCCGCUGCCGUGCCCGCUGCCGUGCCACCUGCAGCGCUCGUGCCACGCCUGCCUGGCAUCGCCCGGCGCCGACGGCGGCUGGCAGCACUGCCUCUGGAGCCUGGCACUCGGCGAGGUGGGUGGGGCCCAGGCCUGCGGGGCCGGGGGGAUUUGGGCCUUCCUGAGCUGCCCCCCCGAGAACGAGUGCGAGAACGGGCACCACACCUGCGGGCCCAGCCAGGUGUGCCGCGACCUCGCCGACGGCUUCACCUGCGCCUGCCGCGCCGGCUACCGCGCCGACAGCCGCACAGGUGAGUGCCGCCCCGUGUGCCGCCAGGGCUGCGCCAACGGCACCUGCGUGGAGCCGGACAGGUGCCGCUGCCACUUCGGCUUCGUGGGCGCCGACUGCGCCGUGCCCUGCGCCUGCAACGGGCACAGCGACUGCGCCGGGCCAGGUGCGCGCCACACCUGCCUGCGCUGCUUCAACAACACCCAG